Messenger RNA from Naegleria gruberi, 1686 nucleotides. RefSeq lists its product as uncharacterized. The transcript has a single exon. Gene Ontology annotation, molecular function: glucan endo-1,3-alpha-glucosidase activity. Bases 1 to 1686 code for a protein of 561 amino acids. The record is from RefSeq and is a predicted model, not a curated record. NCBI's taxonomy places the organism in Eukaryota, Heterolobosea, Eutetramitea, Acrasida, Naegleriidae.
AUGUCAGCAAUGAUGUUCAUCAUUAAAUUUCUCAUCGUUACCAUUUGUUUAAUCCAAAUUUGUGUUCACUCAACAUUGAACGAUGAAAUAUUCAACUCUGUAAUAUCUACCAAUCAAUUACCAUUUGAAAUGCCAUCUUUUGAUCAAGUGUUAAAUUCCAACAAGUUUGUUCUCGCUCAUUAUUUCAAACCCUUUCCACUUUCAAUUGAUAAUAAGAAUCCAUCUCAAGAUUAUUAUUCAGUUAAUUAUUUACAACCAUCAGGAGAGGGAAAUAAAUUUAUAAAACAAGGUGGUUUUUUGAGAGUGAGACCUCUUCCAAUAUUUGCACCACAAAAUGCUUCAAAUAUUUAUUGGAAAUUAACAAAUAUGGAAAAGGAAGUGAGAAUGGCAAUUGCUAGAGGUAUUAAUGGAUGGUCCUAUGAUAUUUUGAGUGUUAAGGAUAUUGGUAAUGGAACUUGUUUUUAUAAGGGGACUUUAUGUGAAUUGUCAAUCAUGUUGCAAGCUGUUAAAAAUGUUGAUUCUCAAUCAAGAUUUAAAGUAGUUUUAAUGCCAGAUAUGUCUUCUUCACUUUCACUAUCAGAUAUUGUAACAAUAGUUAAAUAUUUAUAUAAUGACACUGCCAUUUAUAGAAAUGGUUCAAAACCUGUCAUUGCACCAUUUUAUGCAGAAGGUGUUUCACCAAUUCAAUGGCAAAGUUUAUUACAAAAUUUAACAAGUGAUGGAUUUCCAAUACUUUUACUUCCAACAUUUUUAACUAUUUCUUCAAAAUAUAUUAAUGUAGAAAUGUAUGCUAAUAUUAGUAUUGGAAUGGGUGUUUGGGCAACUGUUGGAGUGCCAACACAAGGUUCUUCAUCUAUUGCAUAUGCUUCAACUGUUAGGAAUGCAAAAUCUAAUAAUUCUUUAUUAUUUUGGCUGGGAAUGAUGCCACAAACUUAUAAACCAAAAGAUUGCAUACUCUAUGAUUCGUAUAACAGUUUAGCUUAUAGAAAUGCAUGGAUGUCUACUUUACAAACAAAUGCAGAUAUUGUUCAUGUGGCAACUUGGAAUGAUUUUAGUGAAAGUGGUCAAUUACAACCAAUUACUGAUUUACAAAAUACAACAGGAAACGGAUUUUAUGAUUUAACAGCUUAUUAUGCACAUUGGUGGAGAACUGGAUUACAACCAACUAUUAUUAGAGAUGUUGUUUAUUAUUUUUAUAGAAAGGAAGCCACCAAUGCCUAUGCACCUAAUAUGGGAUGUAAUUUUACAAUGGGAAUUUCACAAAGUGUUUCAAAUCAAAUUGAAGUAUUGACCUUUACAACAGAUCAAUCAAUUUUAACAAUUAUUAUUGAGAAUUCAAAUUAUACAUUUAUGAUUAAUUCAAGUGGUAUUAAUUCUUUCUUUAUUCCAUUACAAGCUGGAAAACCAAAUAUUCAAUUAUGGAGAAAUGGAAUUAAUAUCAUUACUGUAGAAGGAAAUCAUGAAAUUUUUGCAACCAAUGUUGGAUUACCGAAUGGAGUAUUGGAUUUGACUUAUUGGAGCGGAAGUACUGCUUCUUUUAUUACACCUUCGAAAAGUGUAAAUACUUUUACUUCCUCUAAUAGAAACGUGGGUAGCUCAAUAGUUGCAAUUUCCAAAUGUUCAACUCAUGUGAAUAUGUUUAUUCCAUUAUUCUUUGUAUUCAUUGCAAUAUUAUUAAUAUUUUAA